GGGGGGGGAAGGAGGUGUCAGUCGGUCAGUCUGAGGGGAGAUGGCUCGGGUCCGCGGCGGCUGUGCUUAAUGGCCGGGGGGGAUAUUUGCUCUCGGCAGGGCGCGGGGCGGGCAGCCGGAGGUGACACCCGCUCCUUCCCUCCCCGGCUCGACCGGGAGCGGCCAGGGCGGGGACCCGGUGGGGGUGGGUUUGCAGACUGAAAUCAUCGGUCAGCUUUCUAACUCGACCAGAUCGACCAAAUCUUGCUUAUCAUAAACUGAAAGGCAGGAAUCCAGGGAUUAUUUUCCUUCCAGGCUUUAAUUCAAAUAUGAAUGGUCAGAAAGCAACUGCCCUUGAAGAUUUCUGCAACUCUCUAGGUCAUGCCUUCAUAAGAUUUGAUUAUACAGGAUGUGGAAGUUCAGAUGGUAAAUUUGAGGAGUGUACAAUUGGGAAGUGGAGAAAAGAUGUUCUGUCUAUACUGGAUGAACUUACAGAUGGACCACAGAUUCUGGUGGGCUCCAGCUUGGGUGGAUGGCUGAUGUUUCAUGCUGCAAUAGCACGCCCAGAUAGAGUAGCUGCUCUGGUUGGAGUAGCUGUAGCAGCAGACCAUGUUGUAACAACUUUUAAGAAACUUCCCAUUGAGGCACAAAAAGAAAUAGAAGAAAAAGGUGAAUGGAAAUUUCCAACAAAGUAUAAUGAGGAAGGAUACUACUCCUUGACAUAUGACUUUAUCAGAGAAGCAGAAAAUCACUGUGUGUUAAAUAGUCCUAUUCCUAUAACAUGUCCCAUACGACUCAUUCAUGGCAUGAAGGAUGGUGAUGUCCCUUGGCAGAUCUCUAUGCAAGUUGCUGAUCGUGUUCUGAGCAAAGAUGUGGAUGUUAUCCUCCGCAAAAUUGGCCAACAUCGGAUGAGUGAGAAGGAGGAUACAAAGCUUCUUGUGAAUACUGUUGAUGAUUUAAUUGACAAGCUGGCAACACUAGCAUAAGCUGCAGAGUAGCAUAGGUGCAAGAACUCUACACCUGACUCUUUUCCAUGAGUAGCAGAAACCCUGUUCUUAACAAGGUGAUGCCAGGCCUGUGACUAUCACUGUAGGAACUGAGCUUUAUCUGCUGUUUCCUUACCUCUGUUUCAUAAAGACAGGUACUUUAUUAAUGCUGCAUUUGCACAGACAGUCCAAAAUGUGAAGGAGUGCUGCUGUUGUGUUCAGAACCUCUCCUUCACCACUUAAACCUUUUUUCACAGGCUUCCUACACUUUUGUACUGAAAUGUUGAUUCAUUUUUAUUACUAUUGUCCUAUAUGGUAAAACCUCAGUUUCCCAUAUCUUUGACACUUCUCAGUAUUGUCAUUUUGCUGUAGCAUUCUUGUAUCUUAUGUCUGAAACGAUCUGUGUAGGGCAAAAUACAACUUAAGUGUUUACUAAAGUUACUGUUACCAAAAAUAGUGAAUAACAUGAAGCAUAAUAAACAGAUUUCAGAUAAAUUACUGUAUUGUUCUUAAGUACUGUUACAGUUGAAAAGUGGAAGGCACACCCUGAUGGUGUGCUCGAGGUACUGCAUAAGGAAGAAAACUUCUAAACAUAGGGCCUCAAAGUGCAGAUGGAGCUCUCUUAUCUAUGCUUACCAGUAGGGUUUAUGCCCUCUUCUGCAGGCUGUCUUUUUGUAAUAGUUAAUUUGCGGGUCUACUAUUAAGGGAACACUAUAUAGUCUUGGAGUAUAAGAGUUAUGCCUAUAAACAUUCAGUUUAACUGUGAUACUUCAGACAGGGAAAAGUCGUGAACUAUAGCUCUGUAUUUCUCUUGAAAGAACUGCAUUGUAUUCAUUCAAAGUUUCACCUUAGCCUUUAUUAAAUAAUUGAUAUUUUA
This is a messenger RNA of Tyto alba (common barn owl), 1842 nucleotides long. It is a transcript of the gene ABHD10, whose product is annotated as abhydrolase domain containing 10, depalmitoylase. Gene Ontology annotation, cellular component: mitochondrion. Gene Ontology annotation, molecular function: hydrolase activity, hydrolyzing O-glycosyl compounds; palmitoyl-(protein) hydrolase activity. The record is from RefSeq and is a predicted model, not a curated record. Gene Ontology annotation, biological process: protein depalmitoylation. Lineage: Eukaryota; Metazoa; Chordata; Aves; Strigiformes; Tytonidae. Bases 309 to 965 code for a protein of 218 amino acids. The transcript has 5 exons.